Messenger RNA from Anastrepha obliqua, 1248 nucleotides. It is a transcript of the gene Or63a, whose product is annotated as odorant receptor 63a. Lineage: Eukaryota; Metazoa; Arthropoda; Insecta; Diptera; Tephritidae. Gene Ontology annotation, biological process: sensory perception of smell; detection of chemical stimulus involved in sensory perception of smell. The record is from RefSeq and is a predicted model, not a curated record. Gene Ontology annotation, cellular component: plasma membrane. Gene Ontology annotation, molecular function: olfactory receptor activity; odorant binding.
AUGACUAUAGAGACAAUAGAAGAAGUCCGUAAGCGUAACUACAAUUCGAUUAAGGUGUUGUUUGGGGUAUCCUUUGCGUUGGGUGUAAAUUUGACUGCGCCCAGCAAAUUCAAAGAUUCAUUGAAAAUCAUCAAUGUGAUUUUGGUAGUGAGCAGUACUCUAUCCUUGUAUGCCCAUUGGUGCUACCUAGUGAGGCAUUUUGACAGCAUUCCACUCAUAGCUGAGACUGUUUGUACGGCGUUGCAAACCCUCAUCUCCACUUUUAAAUUGGUCUAUUACCUAUUCACACAACGUACUUUCUAUCGCUUAGUGGACCAGGCUCUAACACAUGAAGUCAUACGCAAAAUAGAAAUAUUUCAAUACGAUUUUCCCAUAAACAACCAAUUGCAGCAAGAGAUCGAUGAUAUUAUGAAAGGUGUUUGGCGCAACACUCGCCGGCAGUUAUUAUUUUACUUUAGCACUUGUGUAGCCAUUCUGUGUAACUACUUUUUUGGUGCCUUAUUCGUAAAUCUUUACCAUCAGCUAAAGCAAACACCCAAUUACGUGCAUAUCCUACCCUUUCCUGCUCUCUAUCCUUUUUGGGAAGAUAAGGGUAUGGCAUUCCCUUAUUAUCACAUACAAAUGUAUAUGAGCGGCACUGCUAUAUAUAUCGCAGCCACAUGUGCGGUGAGUUUCGAUGGCGUCUUUCUAGUUCUAUGCCAGCAUGCCGUCGGAUUGCUAAAGGUUUUCAACUUACUGGUACUAAGAGCCACCUCGCCGCUGAUACCUGCUGACAGGCGUAUUGAAUAUCUGCGUUAUACCAUUUUCACAUACCAGCGAAUAGCUAAGUAUGUGGAUCAAAUUCAAGCCAUUUUCAGACAUAUCAGCUUGUCGCAAUUCGUUCUCAGUUUGAUAGUAUUUGGGUUUGUUCUAUUCGAAAUGAGUUUUGGACUAGAAUCCAGUGUAACAAUCUUCAUAAGAAUGAUUAUGUAUUUAAUGGCAGCAGGAACACAAAUCGUGCUAUAUUGUUACAAUGGCCAGCAGCUAACGAUUGCGAGCGAGCAAAUUCCAAUAUCAUUCUACAGCUGUAAUUGGUAUGAAGAAACGGAAAAGUUUAAACAACUUGUACGAAUGAUGAUUAUGCGAACUAAUCGACAUUUUUUUUUGGAAGUCUCAUGGUUUACUUUUAUGAAUUUGGCCACUUUGAUUGCUCUAUUCAGAAUGAGUGGUUCAUACUUUUUGUUGUUGCGCAACCUUCAAGAAAAUUAA